CAAAAUCAUUUUAAUUAGUCUACAAUCAUUCUGGAAUUAUUUUAAAACAAAUAAAACCCACAAGUCAGCUGCUUUAAGGAUCAUUGACUUCAACAUCCUGUGAGAACAAUGUUUUGAAUUAUUUAUGAUAGCUAUCUACAAUACUGAUAUUUGAUUCAUGCUUACUUAGUGGGUUAUUUUUCACACCAUCUUUAAACCUCAGAUGCUGUUGUGCAGUGGACAAUAGAUCUUCAGUGGACGUUGGCCAUACAGUUACCAAUCCAUUCUUGAUUCCAUAUUUGGUUCCAUACGAGAACAGUUCUUUAUUCAAAGCCCCUUAAUACUUUAGUGGCCAGUUGUGUUUUUUGUUUUAUGAAUCAUAAAAAUGCAACUUCAAAGUAAGUCCACUGAAAUUAUUAAUCAAACUCUGAGUGUUGCACGAAGUAAAACAGAAUCAAUAAUGCCACUUAUCUUUUGCUUAAACUGUUCUUUUUCUCACUGAGCCAGAUUCACCGAGAAAAUUCGCAUGGGUAAAGUAUGUGCACACUCAUUCCUUCCUUCUUGCCUGGCAAAUGUUCCAUUCAACACUGACAAGCCUCCGUGAUUAUUGCCAAUGUCAAAGUGAUCUUGGAUUUAUUUCAGGCCAGCUUCAAGGGUUGUUAAAUUGAGGAAAGAUGUCAAAAAGGCACGAACAUUAAUCAUCCGAAAAUUAACAAGAAAAAUGGUCCAGCUGAAAGCUAAAAAGGGAACGGAAGACCUCAUCUUGAAAAAUUUGCGACGUGCAGAAAGAUUGCUGGACGAAAUCCACAUAAUGAAGGAUUUGAAACCAGAUUAUAUUUCUAAAACUGCACUUCAGAGAAACCUCAAUUUUGAAAUAGUCUGCAAAAAGCCCAAAUCCACAGUAGCUGAGCGAGCAGUUGCACGAAUUGCCUCGCAUCCACUCAUAAGCAGAAAAAUUGAAGCUAUUAAAGUUGCUGUAACUUCAUUCAAAGAAGCGAGACAAAAAGCAAAAAGACAAAGAUUGUGCAGUACGCCUCAUUUACAAACUGAAUCUUUGAAACAGACAAGUCCAGAAGAAAGUAAACUCGAUGAAAUGAAUGAGAUAAAAGAAGAUGAUAAUGCCAGUGAGAGAAUCAAAAACAUAGCCUCCAAACCAGUGAGUGCGACUGUUAAAACAUCUGACACUAAAGCUCUGCAUAAUGACACAACCUCCGAAACCCCAGCUGCAGAAAUAACAUUGACUGGUCAACAUAGUGAAGAGAGUAAGCCACAGGGAAAAAUAAAAGCUUUCACUAAGUACGAAAAUACCAAAGCUGUUGAAGUAAAUGCCAGCGAUCCGGAUGUAUCCACUGUUCCUGGUGUAUCCCAUCGUUCGGAUGUAUCCAGUGAAGACGAGAAGUAUUUUGACGACAGCACAGAGGAGAGGUAUUACAAUCAAACAUCUAGUGAUGACAGUGGGGAUGAUGAUUUCUUCAUUGGAAAGGUGAAAAGGAUAAGUAAAAAGAACCAAGAACUUGAUCCAACUUUGGAAGCCAACACUCUGAAAGAUGAUGAAGAAAUCAUGCCAAAUGUCAUGAAGAAAGGGAAGAAUGAUCCCAUGGGUUGUGAUGGAAAGAACAACAACAGCCCAAAAACAACAUUUGGUUCUUUGUUUUGUAACAACUUGUCUGAUUCAAAGAUUUUGAAACAGAAGAGCAACUUCCAAGGAAAUGUCAAGAAAAAGCAAUCAGAUGUUACACGAAGAAAGUCCCAAAAUAAGAUCCUGCCCUUUCGUGGGAGAUCAAGUGGGAGGUCUAAUGUUGUCUUUCCAAAGCCACAGCAAUCACUUCAUCCCUCUUGGGAAGCAAGCAAAAGGCAGAAAGAGCAGUCUAAGAUCAUUGCAUUCCAGGGGAAAAAGAUCAAAUUUGAUGAUUAGUGUUUUAAAAAAGACAUUCAUUACAUAUUUUUGUAUUCAAAAAGGUUUCACAUAAUGACAUUUUUCACAUAGAUAUGAAGCAUCUGUCCUGUGUUUUUUAUACCAAGAAGAAUUGUAGAGUUCAUUUUAAUGCAGUUUAUUUAUCAUUGCUUCUAAACUUGUGAAGUGCACUUCCUGAAAGGCAACACAUUUGAAAUUCAUUUUGGAACAUUUACAAGAUUUGUUAAAUAUUAAGUACAGGAUGUGGGAAAUGUUGUUUAUGUACAAUGUUUGGUUGAGGAGUAUUUACUAUAUGCAAAUAUAGAAAAUAUUGAAGUCUGGAACAGAACUAAGAUUAUUUCUAGUAGUGAUAAUUCAGUAAAUAUUCUCAUUAGCAUUUUGUUAAUUAUUUAACUUUAUGGUGGUCACUGUAUUGUCACAUUUGUAAGAACAGAACCUCAUCUUGAUUUCCUGCUUUACCUUUCGCAGAUUGUUCCUGCAACAGGAAGAUCUUUUAUUCUUCAAAACCUAAAGGCACCUUUUUUAGUUAAGCUUUCAGUGGUUAAUGUCAGCAGGGAACUAGACAACUGCAAACUAGAUCAUGUUACUUGGGACUGUCUGAGUAGAUUGUGCCAAUAAAUUAUUAUUUUGUUAUAAACAUUUUAAUGGAUUGCUGAGAAAAAUUCAUGGUUGAUUAUCAGACAAAAACACAAGUCAUGAGUACUGUCCUAAAAACUUUCUAUCGAGAAUUUCUUGUUUCCAAAUGCAGAUUAACCCUUAGGAUGACAACAGUUCCAAAGAGUUUUCAAUUCCUCAUGUCAUGCCAUGAACUAAGAUGGGCAGAGUAGUAAUUUAUAGAUUAUUGAAUGAAUGACAUCACAUUAAUGUAACUUAGAAUAUAUUUGCUUCUAAAAUUCUGGUGUUAUGUGUGCAUUACAGCCAUGGCCAGAGAAUCUUGUCUUUUGUUUUUGGUGUUUUGGAUCACAAUUCUGAGAUAUUGCUGACCUAUUAUGUUUCUGACUAUGGAAUUCUGAAUAAAAAAUGUAACUCCCCUGUA
Molecule: messenger RNA, 2930 nt
Organism: Chiloscyllium plagiosum (whitespotted bambooshark)
Lineage: Eukaryota; Metazoa; Chordata; Chondrichthyes; Orectolobiformes; Hemiscylliidae
Source: RefSeq, a predicted model, not a curated record